CAAACGCCCGCGCUCUUUUGAGUAUACUUUGAUUUCUUCGAGCUACUGUCCAACAUGUACAAGCCGAGCUUCGUAGAUCUACACUUCGAUAACUUCUGCGAAUUCAUAGAGAAGGACACAUUCCUGGGCUCGGCGAUCGUGGCUGCAUACUUGAAGUCCACGCCGAAGGAGAAACGUUUGAAGAAUCUCAGCUGCCCCAUUCCUCCGGGUGAUUACGUGUACGAAAAUAUGACGGUGCCGCCGGCUUCCAUAUACAAGCAUUUCCCCUUCACAAACGGCCGAAUUUACUGCAACGUCACUUACCUGAAGAAGGACUUAGUUUUAUCCUUUAAUGUUGAUAUGACACUUAAAUAA
Aricia agestis (brown argus) is the source of this 354-nucleotide messenger RNA. RefSeq lists its product as uncharacterized. Bases 55 to 354 code for a protein of 99 amino acids. The transcript is spliced from 3 exons. NCBI's taxonomy places the organism in Eukaryota, Metazoa, Arthropoda, Insecta, Lepidoptera, Lycaenidae. The record is from RefSeq and is a predicted model, not a curated record.